AUGAUUGCUGCCGUAGUGUCACCAGGAUCCAUACCAGAGUUCGUACACCCUCCCGUUCCAGGAGAGAGCCACGAUUUUUACGGGAACACACACUUGGACUCGAUAAAACUGCCAGCGCCUGCAGCCGUGCCUAACCCAGGCUCGUCUUCACCCUCGAAUUCUCGCCAGUUCACAGACCCACUUGGGCUUGGGGGGACUAACCACUUUGCCUCAACUACGAAUGGACUUGAAACAAGCACUGUAUCAAGAGACGAAUCCGUGCGCGACCAUAUCUCAGGGGCUACCAUUGUCACAGGGGAGGAUCAUUCGGAGGACUCCUCAGAAGACAUUGCAUGGGCGAAAUUGGUUGAUGGCUGCAUCAAUGGACAUGCCGAGCAGGUGCGCGAAAUUAUCCUGCGGCUGCCUCAGCUUAAACACUCGAUCGACAACAUAUCCUCGGCGACUGGCAUGAACCCUCUUCACUUUGCGGCCUCUCGCGGUCACGAUGAUAUUGUGCGGAUCCUCAUUGACCAGGCGGGAGCAGGUGUUGAUAUCCAGGAUCGUGAAGGAGAGACGGCUCUUUUGAAGGCCUCAUAUGCAGGGAGCCUCGCAGUGGUAUGCUUUCUAUUGAAGCGCGGGGCCAACGUACAUCAGAGGGACAAGGAUGGAUGGACAGCACUACACAAUGCCAGCUCAAAAGGAUUUAUCGACAUUGCCCAAGUCCUGCUGGAGAAAGGUGAGGCUGACAUCAACGCCAGGAGCAAGAUGGGACACACCCCUCUAAUUAACGCUGCCUCCAAAGGCGACAUUGCCAUGGUGCUCUACUUCUUGAAUCACGCCAGAGCAAACCCGCUCCUCAAGAACACAUUUUUGGAAAUGGCAUAUGAUGUUGCCGCUGCCAACAGUGAGGCAUACCUCUGCGACAUUCUUCAAAGCAGCGAAAAACAAUGGUGGAAGGAGGAUCACAGCUCGGACGACCAAAUUUAUGAUCCGCUUGUCCUCCAUAACACCGUUCUUGUCGCUGUCCAUGAGAACCAAAGAGCAAAUGGCUCUUUCGCUCUUUCGUUUAUGGCACCCAAGUUUUCUGCAUCCGCCCUUUCCCAGCAGGAUUUUUGUGGCCCUUGGUCCCUGCCUAGCGGACGACCAUCCACCAAAGACGACGUCCACUUGCCCCUUAUUUCUUCGACAGGAAAUUCAAAUGCGAGGGCUAACAUGCAGCGUGGAUGGUUCUGGAUGACAGAGUGGGUAAUCGACAAGACGGACCCAAGAGUUGAUCCCGAAGGCUGGCAGUACGGAAAAUCUCUGACAGAGGCUAACCACCCAUGGACAGCGACAGCCCCUACAUCGGGAACAAACUGGGUGCGACGUAGAAGGUGGAUCCGAGUGAUGAAGAAAAGGAUGGAUCUGAUCUGCUCGACAGAAGAAGGCACAGAGGGCUCAGAGACUGGAUUGCCUUCUAUUGCGCAGGAAAUGGCUGGAAACUACAUGAAAAGAGCUAGCCUUGCACUGAGGCCAGAGGAAGAGUUUGCUGAUACGGCCCAGGAGCUCUCUCGAUAUCGCCAGGCCAUUCAGAUUUUAUUGAGAGGCAUCAAAGUCGACAAUGACCCUUCAACCAAACUGGUGGCUUCGUCUUUGGUGAGAGAGUAUCUCCAGCAUGCCGAGGAGUUGAUGGAAUUAAUUCGGGAGCAAGAAGAAACCAACGGCGCAUUUCAGGAAUUGGAACUGGAGACGCCACGGCCAUCACUCGCUACUCGUUCACCCAACAACAGCCAAGGAUCGAGUAAUGAGCUGCGCAGUUUGACGCUUCAAAGGUCAACGCCUGCGGACGCAGAGUCUGUGGACGACACCAUACAUCUACAAAACGGACACGACGCUGGUGGCUCACCUGAGAGUAGCGAAGGAAGCAUUUCAAGUGCAACCAACGGUCUCGAGACGGAAGAAGGAGCGGAGAACCGAGAUGGUGAGGCACUUGGGCUCGACGUCCCACCUGAAUUGGAAUCGGCUUCCGACGAAGAUGACUCUCAGGACGCUGCAGGAACUGAUGAACAAUUCGGACUGGGUGCUGUUGCAGAAGUGGGGCUGUCCGAGUUGUCACUAGAGUCCGCUAGCGCUGACGUCGCAGACGCAGAGGAACCCAGCGCGGCCGACACUGUGGAGACGCCAGAUCAGGAUACGAUUGCGCAGGAACCUACAGCCAAUAUACCCAUCCCCAUUCCGACCCAGAGCCUCCCUGAGGUAGCCAUUAUCAGUCCAUCACCGGCUGCAACGAAUGUGGACCCAUUCCCAAUGGCACGUCUUACCAGAAAUCCUCGAUCGGCAACACCGUCAUCCUCCAGUUCUGGACCCACGGCUAUAGCAACCUCGCAGCCACUCUCAUCCAGUCCGUCUGCCUCAGGACAACUUACUAGUCAACAAGAGGCUAACCUUUACGCCAUUCCACCAGAGCUUCAGCAACGGCUUUCAGAAAGCCCUAUUGGUGGCUCUUCUAGUUCAUCACACCCACCCAGUGGCACCUUCAGCCCAGGUGUAGGAUCGGUCGAUUCGCCUCGACAUACUUCGUCUAUGCAGGCCAGUAACCAAGGCCCAUCUCAGGAACGCCCUACGAGCAGAAAUCGCUCGUCUCUGCCAUCCCAGCAACCUCAGUACCACCCUGCUCAGCUUCCAGUUCUGGAGGCCAAGUGGGAGUCCGACCACAAAGCUAUCGACUGCAAGGAGUGCCACCGCAAGUUUUCUCUCUGGCUGAGACGACACCAUUGUCGUCGUUGCGGCCAUGUUGUCUGUGAUCGCUGCUCAAGCCACCGUGCGACUCUUCAUCCUUCGAUGGUCGUGUACGAUCCUUCAUCUAGCGAAGCAUACAUCAACCACCAAGCGCUGAGUCGUCGAGGCACUCUCCAAAGCUAUCGCGUCUGUGACUCUUGUUAUACGACAUUAAGCUCUGGGCGUUCUGCAAGCAUGAACAAUGGGUCUGGUUCUGGCUCGAUGCAGUCCGGCUCGGGAUCCCAAACGCGACAGCAGCAACAACAACACCAUCAUUAUCAGCAGCAUCAGCAUGCUCGCGCCAUCCAUGGCCAGUCUGGGGCACCUCUUUCGUCUAGUCCCGGCCAGGUGGAUGGUAGUAUGGGAGUGUACAUGCACAAUCCGGCCUAUGGUCAGGAUAUGACGUCUCAUUCGUCUUCAAGGAGUUCGAGCUCAUCCAACCUUCACCCUACACCCAUGGUUCGCAAUGCGAGCUCGAGCUCACUCAUGAGUGAGUGUCCUGUUUGCGGCGCGAUUUUGGCUGGCAUGGAAGGCGGUAAAGCUGCUCAGGAGGCUCACGUUCAGGAAUGCCUUGAAGGGAAGCCAGGUCAAGGACGGGAGCCGAUCAACAAUGUCCGCUACAUCGAGACCUUUGUCGGACCCUCAGCGAAUGCUUGA
Molecule: messenger RNA, 3393 nt
Organism: Linnemannia hyalina
Lineage: Eukaryota; Fungi; Mortierellomycota; Mortierellomycetes; Mortierellales; Mortierellaceae
Source: the annotation of a GenBank genome assembly